AUGAAUGACAUUGUGAAUGAUAUUAUGAAUGACAUUGUUGAUGACAUUGUGAAUGACAUUGUGAAUGACAUUGUUGAUGACAUUGUGAAUGACAUUGUGGAUGACAUUGUGAAUGACAUUGUGAAUGACAUUGUUGAUGACAUUGUGGAUGACAUUGUGGAUGACAUUGUGAGUGACAUUGUUGAUGACAUUGUGAAUGACAUUGUGGAUGACAUUGUGAAUGACAUUGUUGAUGACAUUGUGAAUGACAUUGUGGAUGACAUUGUGAAUGACAUUGUGGAUGACAUUGUGGAUGACAUUGUGAAUGACACUGUGAGUGACAUUGUGGAUAACAUUGUUAAUGACAUUGUGAAUGACAUUGUGGAUGACAUUGUGAAUAACAUUGUGGAUGACAUUGUGAAUAACAUUGUGAAUAAUAUUGCAAAUAAUAUUGCGAAUUGCAUUUGGAAUGACAUUAAUGACAUUGUAAAUGAAUUUGUGAAUGAUGGAAGUGACAUUCUGAAUGACACUGUGAAAGACAUUGCAAAAAACACUGUGAAUGACAUUGCGAAUAACAUUGCGUAUGACAUUGUGAAUGAUAUUGCAUUUGACAUUGUGUAUGACAUUGUUAAUGACAUUGUGAAUGACAUCAAUUGUUGA
Lytechinus pictus (painted urchin) is the source of this 639-nucleotide messenger RNA. RefSeq names its product coiled-coil domain-containing protein 1-like. The coding region runs from base 1 to 639 and encodes 212 amino acids. The transcript has a single exon. The record is from RefSeq and is a predicted model, not a curated record. Lineage: Eukaryota; Metazoa; Echinodermata; Echinoidea; Temnopleuroida; Toxopneustidae.